Rotaria sp. Silwood1 is the source of this 1188-nucleotide messenger RNA. Lineage: Eukaryota; Metazoa; Rotifera; Eurotatoria; Philodinida; Philodinidae. The record is from the annotation of a GenBank genome assembly.
AUGGCUAACAUUGAUAUUAUUCAAACAAGAGAUUUUACAAAAUUGUCUUACUUAGAAAAUCAGGAAUGUACUGUAAGUAAAGUAAAUGAACAUAAAAAAUGUAUCAGUCUAGUAAAUGAUAUAUCAAAAAAAGAAGAAGAUAUUAUUGAAAAAAAAUAUUCUUUAAAUGAAUCUGAAUCAUUACGACAAGUUCGAAUACGUAGUCUAUCUCAUUGGUUACAUAUUACACCAAGUUUAGAAUCCAUGAUAUCUGCUGGUUGGUUUUCAUGUAAUGUUAGUGAUCGAGUUAUAUGUAUAUAUUGUAAUACAAUAUGUCAAGGAUGGACAAUAAAUGAUGAUCCAAUUGAAGUUCAUAGAAGAUUUGCUCCACAAUGUCCAUUUGUACUUUCAAUGUCUUCAAUAGAAAAUUCACCAAAAAUAAUAAAUGAAAAUUUUAAUGAAAAAUUUCAACCAAUUCAUCCAAAAAUGGCUGAAAUAUCUCAUCGAGAAGCAACAUUUACAAAAUUAAAUUGGACUGAAAAUUUACCAACUAUUGAAAAUUUAGUACGUGCUGGAUUUUUUUUUGGUGGUAUUGAAAAUGCAGUAACAUGUUUUUAUUGUAAUGGAUCAUUACAUAAAUGGAGUUCAAAUGAUAAUCCAAUAAUUGAACAUGCACGAUGGUUUCCACAAUGUACAUAUGCUAAACAUUUAUGUGGUGAUGAUUUAUAUAAAAAAAUUCAACAAACAAAAAAACGUAUUAUAAAACAAAAUAAUAAUAUUUCUGAUAAUGAACUUAGACAAAUGAUUUCAGCAAGACUUGAUUUACCUAUUGUUGAACAACUUCGUUCUCAAUAUCGAUUAGAAGUAAUUAAACGUUGUAUUGAAGAUCAAUUAAAAAUAAAACAUGAUGAUUUUCUAUCUGAUCUUGAUUUAUCAAUAGCUUGUCUUAUACUUCAAAAACAAAUUGAUCAUAUAAAAGGUUGUCAAGAUAAAAUAAUAAUACCAUCAAAAAAACUUCAACAAUUAGAAAAUUUAUCUUUAUCAAUGAAACAAUCAUUUGGUGAAUGUUUAAUAUGUCUUACAGAAGAGAAACAAUUAGCAUGUAUGCCUUGUGGACAUUUAUGUGCUUGUGUUCCUUGUGGAUAUGCACUUAAAUCAUGUCCUAUUUGUCGACAAAAAAUUCAAAGUUUUAUGAGAAUUAAUAAUUAA